AUGUUCUCAUUUUUUUCAACUAUUUUUAUUAUAUUUGCCAUUAUUACUAAGUCAUACGGAAAUCCAGUGUAUGAUAUUAAUAAUAUUACUGAUGUUGAUAAUUCCGACGCUCAAUCCCAUGUUUUAUGUAAUGAAAAUGAUUCGUUCACUGACAAUAACAAUUUAUUUGAGCUUUUAAAUAACGAGCGAUAUUGGUUUGUAUUAGCUCGCAGUAAGUUUAUUUAUGGUGAAAAAACAUGGAACAAUAUUCUUAUGCAAACAUCAACAACAAUAAAUGGUACAAUUUAUUUAGAGUUUAUUGGAGAGAAUAGUUACAAUAGUUCUUGUGUUAAUUCUCAAAAAGGUCAAAUUGUAUCAAACAUAAAAUCGAAUCGAGUAUCUAUUCAUUGGCCAAAUGAAAAAGGUUUUCUUGAAAUCCUUUUUAUUGAUGAAGCUAUGAUACAUUUUAUUCUUUGCUAUUCAAUUGAGUCAAAUCAAACUGAUGUUUGUGCUCGUAAUCAAAGUGAACACUUUGUUAUUCAGAAUAAUGAACAAGAACAUGGAAAUGAUACAAUGUUAUGGUUAAAAUCUCAUUGUUCUUCGAUCAAUCUAGAUGAUUUCAUUGUUAAUGAUAAUCCAAAAAAAUGUGUACGUGUUGUUUUUCAACCAGAAAUAGUUGACAGUGAUCCUGUUGAACAACCAAUCGAGACUAGCAGUCAAAAAAUUUUUGAAACAACAUACUCAGAAGUUAUUGAACAAGAAACUAUUCCAGUAACAUCAAUGCCUGAACUUGAUUUUACUACACGUACCAAUAGAACAAAUCGAUUAGAAGUUCUUGAAGAAUAUUACAAUAAUGUUACUACAAAUUCAAUGAAUGAAGAUCAACUCGAACAAACAAUACCAAUGAAAACCAAAGAGAUAGUUGUACUUGCAACAGAUACAUCAUCUAGCGAACAAUCCGAUCAAGCAAAUUUAACUCGUGUCCAACAAAAUGGAUAUGUUGAAGUUGUUUUUAUCGAUAAACGAAUAAUAUUAUGUAUUCAUGAGAUUGAUAUAGUUUUAGAAUCUGUUGCAAAUGAAACAGUCGAUGGAGAAGUUCCAGUGUUAGUAUUACACAAAGCAGUUAUGACUGAAACAACAGCAGAAGUUUUACUAGAUAAUCUAGAAAUGACACAAAGUGUUUCUACUCAAUUAUUGGAAAAGAAUGAGUCCACUAACGUUAAUAUGCAUAUUACUACUGCAGUUAAUCCUUCAACAGUAUCUGUUAGUCCAACCACUGCAAAAGAAAUUUUACAUCAACCAACAACAUCUCUUCAUGUCGAAGAUUCUACUAUCUUAGUCAAUGCAGACUAUGAAAGAAAUACUACUAUAGUUGAAGGUAGAAUUGAAUUAACUACUGUUGAUACAACAAUACCAACAACUGUUGUGCCCACUGAUUGUCCAGUUUUAAAGGAUUGUCCAUUUGAUUAUUGUGCAUUUGCUCGCAAGUUUGAUAUUCAUGGAUGUCCAACAUGUCAUUGCAUUCAAGCAAAUAAAUCAAACAUAAUCUGUCCAACAUUAACUUGUCAAGAAUGUCUAUAUGGACAUUAUACAGAUCCUUACGGAUGUCCUAUUUGUCAAUGUCAAAAUCGUCCAUAUCCACCAUUAGGUGAACGUUGUCCACAAUUAAAUUGUGAUCCAUGCUAUUUUGGCACAGUUAAAGAUGAAUAUAAUUGUGAUACAUGUGUAUGUAUUCGACCUAAUAGUCAAGAAUGUCCCGUACUUAAUUGUACAUUUGGAUUAUGUAAAUAUGGUUCAGUUAAAGAUGAAGAUGAUUGUGCAACAUGUGAUUGUUUAUUACCAACAACAAAUACAACUGAAGUUAAUUGUUCAACUCCGAUUUCAUGUCCUUCAUGUCAUCUUGGCUAUGUAACCGAUGCUGAUGGAUGUCAAACAUGUCAAUGUAAAUUUCGUGGUAGUGCUCCAUGUGCAUCAGUAUCAUUUGACUGUCAAUGCGAGUAUGGAUCCUAUUUAAAUUCUGAUGGAUGUGAAACAUGUUCAUGUUUACCUGAUCCAAAAAGUGCUUCAGGUCAAGCAUGUUGGGAAUUAUUGAAUGAAGCAAAGUUUUAUAAUAUAUCUGGACCAAAAUGUGCAUCAGAUGGAUCAUUUUAUGCUCGCCAAUGUGAUAUAUCACAAUCAAAAUGUUGGUGUGUUACAUCGACUGGUAUUCGUGUUAAUGGAUUUGAAUCAAAACCAGAAGAAAAUGUUAAUUGCGGUUGUGCAGUAGAAUUAUAUCAAGUAUCAAGUCUUCGUAUGAUUGGUCAUCAUUUAUUAUGUUUAUUAAAUGGAAAUUAUGCUCCUAUUCAAUGUGAUGGUCGUUAUUGUUCAUGUGUUGAUGAAAAUGGUAAAUUAAUUGGACCAACUGUAUCUAUUCAAAAUCGUGAUCAACUUCGAUGUGUUGGUGUUUAUCAACAACUUCAUCCAGAACGAUUUUUAUUACAUCGAGCAAUUAUUGAACAAUCUAAUGGAACUUCAUUUCCUUAUGGAAUAUCUUCAUCAUUAUGUUUAACACAUCUCGAACAAGUUCGUAAUGCAAAGAUUAUUGAUGAUCAUAUUCUCAUUCCUGUAUGUGAUGCUAAUGGUUUAUAUGCAUCUGUACAAUGUGAUCAAAGCGAACGAUAUUGUUGGUGUGUAGAUAAGAAAACAGGUGUUGAAAUGGAUGGUACACGCCGACUCAAUGCUCGACCUAAUUGUAGUAUUGUCUGA
This is a messenger RNA of Rotaria sp. Silwood1, 2724 nucleotides long. The record is from the annotation of a GenBank genome assembly. NCBI's taxonomy places the organism in Eukaryota, Metazoa, Rotifera, Eurotatoria, Philodinida, Philodinidae.